This is a messenger RNA of Rhagoletis pomonella (apple maggot), 1290 nucleotides long. Its product is annotated as glutenin, high molecular weight subunit DX5-like. Bases 105 to 1211 code for a protein of 368 amino acids. Gene Ontology annotation, molecular function: protein binding. Gene Ontology annotation, biological process: neuromuscular synaptic transmission. Lineage: Eukaryota; Metazoa; Arthropoda; Insecta; Diptera; Tephritidae. The record is from RefSeq and is a predicted model, not a curated record. The transcript has 3 exons.
UGACUUUUAAUCUAUUUAUAUGUUGCUGUUUUUUUUUUUUUGCAAACCAACAGCAGGUGGAAUUGAGCUUCAAAACCGGUGAGAUAAUACUCGUUUAUGGUGAUAUGGACGAAGAUGGUUUCUAUAUGGGUGAAUUGGACGGUAUACGGGGUCUUGUACCGUCGAAUUUUCUCGCCGAUGCACCCGAUCAGUACAACAAUCAAAUGGGCCCGGCGGGACGUGGUGGCUUGAGUCAGCGGGGUAGAGGACAAGGCCCCGGCGCUAGAGGGCCACCACCGCCUCCCAGAGAUAAUAUGAUGCCCGGCAUGGCCGGCCAGCGAGGUUCAACCGGCAAACAUGCUCGCCCUGCUUCCCCUACACUGUUAGACAACACGGGCCUCCCUGCCCCCGAUCACCAAACGCAGGGGAUGAUCGGUCGCGGUGGUAAUGUCGGUAUGCAGCAGCAACUUCAACAACAACCAUAUGGUCAGCAACAGACGCAACAGCAACAACAACAGCAGCAACAACAAAUGGGUAUGGGCCAGAUGGGGCAACAACAGCAGGGCAUGAUGGGCCAACAACAGCCGAUGGGAGGACAAAUGGGCCAAAUGGGUACCAUGGGUCAGAUGGGACAGAUGACGCCACAACAACAGCAACAGCAACAGCAACAACAGCAGCAACAACAACAACAACAACAACAGCAACAACAACAACAACAGCAAAUGGGUAUGAGCGGACAAAUGGGGCAGAUGGGUCAAAUGGGCCAAAUGGGUGCUAUGGGCCAGCAACAACCGCAGCAGCCCGGCAUGAUGGGCCAACAGCAAAUGGGUAUGGGCGGUCCGAUGAGCGGUAUGAUGGGGCAGCAGCAGCAACCGCAACAGCCGCCCGUAACGACGCAGUCCUCUGGCGGUUUAUUCUCCGGGGCGACUAGCCUACUCUCAGGUGCUACUUCGGCUGCCACCGGUGGUCUAUUUGGUUCGAAACAACCACCGAAACAAGAUCCAAUGCAACCACCAGUCGGUGCGCAGCCAAUGCAGCCAGGCCAACAGCAACCGGGCCAACCGCAGCCGGGUCAACCGCCGCAAGGGCAACAGCCACCGCCGCAGGGUCAGGGACCCGGGGCGGGGCUGUUGGGCGGACUGAAGGGCAUUGCAGCGGCGGCGCCAGGCGGCGAUGUACUGUCAAAAGGCAAAGAUCUCUUCGGCAAAUUCGGAUUCGGCUUCGGCAAAUAACCCUGGUCAUUUUGUAGGAACUUUCUAUUUGUAUUGUAUUUAAAUUUGUAUUUAUUAUUAUUACUAAUAUUAACUAAAA